GGGGUGAGCAAGCAAAGCAUCUUUAAUUCUCGUCGCCGGAUGCAUGCGACCUAAGAAACGUUUCUGGUUCUUGACGCGUCGCGCUGUCCGGGAAUCGUUUAGAUCGAUCGUUUAUGUGUUAGAGAGAAGUUGCCCCGACGACCCUUAUCCCUUUGCUUUCUUCCUAUUUCUUCUAUUCCUCUUUCCUUCCAACCAUCCAUCAUCCACACCCCUGCUCUAGAGACCCCAUCUCCUACCACAGCAGGGCCCACACGCGACUCACACCCUCCAUAGGCUACCUAUUUAACCCCUAGACAAGUAAAAAUGGCCGACGCAGCGACGGAAAAGAACGGCUCGAGCGCCGCGGCGGCGCCCUCGGAGGCCCCGCGAGGCGCGGCCGAAAAGGCGCAGAAGCAGGCAAGCGCGCAGGCAGCCGACGACGCCAAGGUCGAUGCCGAGGAGAGAGAGGAAGCGGGUGAGGACGAGGACGAGGACGAGGAAGACGAGGAUGAUGAGGACUUUCAAGAGGACGAGGAUGAGGACGAGGACGAGGACGAGGGAGAAGAUGAUGACGAUGAUGACGACGAUGAUGACGAUGAGGAGUAUGAGGGCGAGGAGGACGAAGGUGACAAGGAGGUCGCCGCGGCUGGAUCAAAGCGCAAGGCUGACGCCGACGAUGCCGGCGAGUCGAAGGCCCAAAAGACGGGCGACGAUGAGGAUGACGACGAAGACAGAGAGGACGAGGAUGAGGACGAGGACGAGGAGUAAUUU
This is a messenger RNA of Acaromyces ingoldii, 750 nucleotides long. RefSeq lists its product as hypothetical. The coding region runs from base 304 to 747 and encodes 147 amino acids. NCBI's taxonomy places the organism in Eukaryota, Fungi, Basidiomycota, Exobasidiomycetes, Exobasidiales, Cryptobasidiaceae. The transcript has 3 exons. The record is from RefSeq and is a predicted model, not a curated record.